This is a messenger RNA of Acanthaster planci (crown-of-thorns starfish), 2112 nucleotides long. It is a transcript of the gene timm29, whose product is annotated as translocase of inner mitochondrial membrane 29. NCBI's taxonomy places the organism in Eukaryota, Metazoa, Echinodermata, Asteroidea, Valvatida, Acanthasteridae. Gene Ontology annotation, biological process: protein insertion into mitochondrial inner membrane. The record is from RefSeq and is a predicted model, not a curated record. Gene Ontology annotation, cellular component: TIM22 mitochondrial import inner membrane insertion complex.
GACCCGGUUGGUUUUUGAUGCAGCGCGCGCGAGUGAGUUUUGCGUAGUGACGUCAUGCACGGAUGCCUAACAGGCAAAAUUAAAUCAUGGCUGCCUCCAUAGCGCUGCAAAAGUUCAGAGGCCGCAUGCUCAUGAACGGAAUGUUUCGGUCUAAAGUCACUCUCCCUCAACGGUUAAAAGAAGGAUGGUUUGGUAAAGCAGGUACCUAUAUUGCAAACAUUCUCCGGGACUACAAGGGCGCCACAUUAGACAUAUUCACUGAUGCCAGAGAGCGUCCAAUCAAGGCCACCAUCUACAUAGCCAUCCUUGGCUCUGCAGCCAUAGCCGCAUGGAACAACCCAGACGAGCAGUCCUACGACAGGUCUCUUUUGGACGCCCGCAAUGAUGUGCUUCUCCUCAGCGACCCCAUCCGCAACCGGGCCUCGGACCGGCACCUGCAGGGGCUGAUGGAACUGCGCAACCAGGGACGGAUCCGGCGUUUGAACCUGGUGGUGUGCUGUGUCAUGUGGCGGGACGAUUACAGUAAAGCGCUAGGGCGGUACGACUCGCAGUGCGAGUACCUGCGGCCCAGCUGGCGGGACUUUAACCAACGCGUCCUGGACGUUGGCCUCAUGAACAGGUGGUAUUACCUGGAGAAGGCCAUGGUAGACUAUGAUGUGAACGACGAAGAGUUUGCCACGACAGACAGUUAGCUGGCACAUUCGACACGUAUGAACUUCAACAGUGAAUAUGACCAUCUCUGAAUCACUUGGCUGUGGCUUGAAGUUACACACAAUUCUAUUGGAAGUGGCUUCAGCCACAACCAUAGAUGGAGAUCCAGUGCCUUGGGCUUAUGACAUGGAGAGAGUCCAAUCUGUUGAGCUUUUGAACGAUUGUGUAAAAGGUCCUAGAUGAUGCGUACAUGUAAAACAACACGAGCCCUGACCAUUCUGACCCUAUGCAUGUUUCGCGCGUGCCCUUUCAACAUGUUUUUCGGGCUCGCUGCAUGACGACUAUUUUAUGGAGUAGUGCGAGCGCUCUGUUCUCUGUGUUUGUUUGCCAAAACUGACACAGAAUGGAGCGCGCUCGCGCUGCAUUAUAAAAUGGUCACUGUGCAGGGAGUUGGGAAAACAAGUUCAAAGGUUGUGUGGGCGGUUCUGUUGGUCAAGUCUGCAUGUACUUCAAGCAUGCAAUUUCUUCACGGCAUGCAAUCCAGCUCUAUCCACCGAGAGCAAGAAGCACCCCCUCAUCGGUUGAUAAGAGCCAGUGUUGGUCAGGAGUGUUCAUUUUGUUGGUAGCGAUUCAACUGUUAUGCGUGCACUUCUUAGUUGUUUGUGAACCAGCUAAGUGCAGUCCCUACCAAAGGAGCCUGCAUUACUAAGAUGAUCGUGCCCUCUCUUGGUCCAGUUCGGGGGCUCAAACAGUAAAUCUCUCCAUGUCAUGAGCCCAUAGCACUAGAUAUUUCAGUCUGCCCUCGACUCAUCCUCAGAUCAGUUGCUGAACUGACCUGAGUGUCCAAUUAACUGUUGCACCGACAGCAUUCAAGAAACUUCAGUGUGUGCCCAGAGAUGGACAGCACUACAGGGGUGAGCAACCACACAGUCCAAGGAGCGCCAAGCUCAUUCAUCAUCUUAUGAGCAAAUUAGCUAACAGCAGAAGGCGUUUCUACCAAGCUGCUAGGUUUGAUUGAGCCCAGCUGUCUAGUAUCCUGCCAACUUGGGAGACAUUACACCAAAAGAGCAAAGUCCAUAGAUAACAUGCAGUCUUUUUCACAUUUAUCUUCAAUCUUGCUUGGUUAACAUAUGAGUUUAUCUCCCCUUUGGGAAAGACUUUUUUCUUCCAAGAAGUUCACGUAUAGUUUUUGGACAUCCCAAGGGCAUAUGGCACCCAUGUCAUGGAAAAUCAAUGGACCACAGACUUGUACAUGUAUAUUGACAGCAGAAAAGGAAGGUCUUGUGUCAUGGUACAUAAAUCUUAAUUGUACUUGAGCUGUGAGAUAUCCAAGUGCCCACUUGGGAAUGCUUUUUACAUCUUUUGCAGCCAAUCUAAGGAAACAAAAUUCAACUAAAAGUCUAGUGCAUGGAUGAUGGAGAGAAAGUAGAUCUUCAUGCAGUUGUACAUAAAUAAGAAAUA